GGUUAGGAAUGGAGAAUUACUAGAUCAACAUUAAUAUUAUUGAGUGAGUGAGCCAUUUUUUCUCUAUCUAGAGAUAGAAGGUUUUGAAUCAUGUCUCUAAUUGGAAAGCUUGUGAGUGAAUUAGAGAUCAAUGCACCUGCUGAGAAAUUUUACAAAAUAUUCAAACAUCAAUGUUUUCAUGUUCCCAAUAUAACCCCCAAAUUCAUUCAACAAGUUGAAAUCCAUGAUGCUAACUGGGAUGACCAUGACCAUGGCUCUAUCAAGACUUGGUAUUACACUGUUGAUGGCAAGGCAGAAGUUUUCAAGGAACAGGUCGAGUUUCAUGAUGAUAAAUUGUUGAUAAUCUUGGUUGGGCUGGAAGGAGAUGUGUUCAACCAUUAUAAAAGCUUUAAGCCAGCUUACCAAGUUGUGCCCAAGGGUCCUAACCAUUGCCAGGCAAUUCUGACUAUAGAGUAUGAGAAACUUAAUGAUGGGUCUUCUUAUCCUUACAAGUAUAUUGACCUCAUGAAUGGUAUCACUAAGGACAUUGAAUCCCACAUGAAUUAAGUGUUCAAGUGUGGCUUCUUAAUUUGUUGUGUGAAGUAAAGUUUUAUUUUGUUUUGAAGUCAUUUUCGUGGGGUUGAAUAUGUAUCUUUGCUACUUUGCUUUUGUAUUUCUAUAAGCUAUAUAUAUGGUUUGUAUUACAUGUACAAAGUAAAUAAAAUCCAAGCUAAGGGUCAUCCCUUGUUUAUGUUUCGUUAUUAAUUUCCUUUGUAAUUGUUUAAUCCAAGACAACUCAAUUGUUUCUUUCUUA
Cucumis sativus (cucumber) is the source of this 793-nucleotide messenger RNA. Its product is annotated as MLP-like protein 328. Bases 91 to 546 code for a protein of 151 amino acids. Gene Ontology annotation, biological process: defense response. The record is from RefSeq and is a predicted model, not a curated record. The transcript has 2 exons. NCBI's taxonomy places the organism in Eukaryota, Viridiplantae, Streptophyta, Magnoliopsida, Cucurbitales, Cucurbitaceae.